AAGCGGUUCGUCGGUAAAAAGAAUGAAAAAAGUAUAUUGUUGGCUUUGAUAUAGCUUAUAUAUAUAUUAAUCUUGUGACGCGACAUGAGCAACGGUCCAAAUGAUGUUUCAAGCGAUGGCCGUGGUCGUGGAGCUGGACAGGCUGGCAGCGGCAUAGCCAGCGCCGUUUCCAUAAACAUUGAGAGUGAUGCCGACGACAAUGAGUCAACUACAGCUGAGAACGAUUGUUUGCUGCCUACGCCGAUGGUGCCCUUGUCGACGCUAACCUACGCACAACAAAUGGCCGGAACGACGGCCAUCAAUAUGGAGCUUGCUCAUACAAAUCCGGGACGCAGCAGCAGCUUGAGUGGAACUGGUCCUCGACAUAGCAGCAGCAACAUGUUAUCCUCAUUUCUUGCCAGACAGCGCUCCUUUACGCCCACCACGGGCACCAACAACAACACACCCGUGCGCGCCAGUACACAAAUGAAUCGUCGACUACAACAAUCACGCAGCGUUAGUGCCAACAACAGCAAUGUGGAGGAGACGCCCGCUGCCCAGCCAGAUGCAGUGCGACGUCUUGACUUUUGGCGUGUUAAUUUAAACGAGAUGUUUUCGCUGUCCACAGCGCCUUCACCAGAGGCGCUGCGUACCUUUAUUGCCCAUUCCAAUUUUCGCUAUCAGCCUGCUGCUCGGAGUGCUGCUGCAGCGGCCGUGGCAUCACCAGCCUUAGCUGAAGAUCAAAACCAAAUGGCGCCUACAGAACCUGAGGCUAGCACCAGCACCGCCGGCUCCAUACGCACAAACAACAGUGGCGCCAUGGCCAGAAGCAUUUCAUUGCGAGAGGGCGACAUGCAGCAGCCGCGAAACAGCUUGGCUGGCAGACACACUGCCAGUGUCAUAGGCCUAACAACACCAAGCUCGCCUGGAAUACUUGCUACCGUCAGUCCAACUCUAAACGAAACAGCCGAUGGUGGUGGUGGUGCUGGUAAUGAAACACCGCCGGAUCCAGCAGACAAUGCCAAUGGGAAUGGUGCUCACGAAAACAAUGUAGAUGAUGAUCAUAUUGUCACCGACAUUGUGGUGCAAGUGCUAAGCCACUUUGUGCGCUAUUUGCCCAUUAUAUGCAUACUGCUCAUCAAAUUUGUGCAUGAUCAUUUGCAAGGCAUAAUCGAUCUGCUGCUGCUGCAGACCAUUAUGUACAAUAUGAAUCGUUCGCUGCGUCUUCAAGUAGCGCGCUUGGCGCAAAAGGACUAUACUGUGCUGGUGCGUGACGGUUGCAUCUUAAUAGUAGUGGUUACACUGCGAUUAUUUUUGGCCAGCACGCCACCAGAUCCCCUGGGAUUGCUAGUGCCGCCACCAAAGAAAUACAUAAUCGUCAAUGUGUCCAGCCACAGUAACCUUGAGGAGACUCUCUUCCACACGAGCGGAGACACAAUGCUGAGGGAUGUAUCUACUGAAACCGCUGUGCCCAAAGUAAUUCCACUGGGCGUGCUACUUUAUUACGUGGCUGUUAGCGAUUUGCUGCUGAAGCUGCUUACCAUACUAGUUAAAAUAUUCAUAACACUGCUGCCCAUUCAUGUGAUACGACUGAAAGUCAGAGCACGACUCUAUGUGCUGGUGGAAUACACAUCGCACUUCUACCGUGCACUAUGCCCGAUCUCACAAUGGUUUAUUUUUCUCUAUGAAUCGUACUCUGGCUUAGAAAUCAUUUCGGGCGGAUUGUUUGCUUCCCUUUACAUAGGCGCCAAAAUCUUUGAGCUUCUAGAGCGCGGUAAAAUGCUUAAAAAAGCAAUUACUACCUUCAGGCGUAAUAUUGACUCGGAGCGUCCACCGACAAAGGAGGAGCUUGAUGCUGCUGGCUCUGUUUGCCCCAUCUGCCAUGAUUCCUACAAUUCACCCAUCAUUCUCGAGUGCGGUCAUAUAUUCUGUGAUGAGUGCGUACAAACUUGGUUCAAGCGUGAACAAACCUGUCCCAUGUGCCGCGCCAAGGUCAGCGAUGAUCCAGCUUGGCAAGACGGUGGCACCACUUUCUUUCACCAGCUUUACUAGGCUCAAGUGUGC
Drosophila busckii is the source of this 2043-nucleotide messenger RNA. Its product is annotated as E3 ubiquitin-protein ligase RNFT1. Lineage: Eukaryota; Metazoa; Arthropoda; Insecta; Diptera; Drosophilidae. Gene Ontology annotation, molecular function: ubiquitin protein ligase activity. The transcript is spliced from 3 exons. The coding region runs from base 85 to 2031 and encodes 648 amino acids. The record is from RefSeq and is a predicted model, not a curated record. Gene Ontology annotation, biological process: positive regulation of ERAD pathway.